Molecule: messenger RNA, 1434 nt
Organism: Psilocybe cubensis
Lineage: Eukaryota; Fungi; Basidiomycota; Agaricomycetes; Agaricales; Agrocybaceae
Exons: 7
Coding region: 1-1434 (477 amino acids)
Biological process (GO): protein phosphorylation
Molecular function (GO): ATP binding; protein kinase activity
Source: RefSeq, a predicted model, not a curated record
AUGACUGUAUGCUACGAAAUCGGACGGCGCUGUUCCAAAGAAACGGUAAAAGAGGAACACAGACAGGUACCUCAUACCAUUCCCCCUAUUUCCUUGAGCAACACCUGCAAAUCGUGGGAUUCAGUUGAACGCGCUCAAUUGCUUGAUAAUUAUCACCCUCAGUAUUCAUACGCACAAUUCUAUCCGGAACAUCGUGACGACCUCAAUCUGCAAUUAGCGGAGUGUUUAGGUGAUCGGUUUACUGCAAUUACAUCAGUAAUCUACUCGCUCUUUGCUUCGAUACUGCAAGAUAAAGAUCGUUAUGAUGCAUUAUUGAGUUAUCGAGGUGAUUCUGCUCAGCAAAUUCUUGAUCUUUUGCAAAUGUUAUUGGAUUGUCCGGAAGCGAACGCUGCUACAAAGAAGAGCCUUCUGGUUACCCUCGCAAAACUAAGUAGUAGAACUGGCUUGCAUCCUCGGUGCUUCAUUUUGACGGGUAUUUUGCGAGGGAGCUCGCCCUUGGUUUCUGGGGCGUUUGGCGACAUUUGGAAGGGCGAUUUUAACGGACGACCUGUUUGCUUAAAAGUCAUCAAGAUGUAUGCAGACUCGAGCAAGGAGAAGUGGGUCAAGACUUUUUCCAAGGAAGCCAUAUUGUGGAGUCACGUAUCUCACCCAAAUGUUCUGCCUUUUUACGGAAUUUUCCACCUCGACGAAAUUCAUGGAAGGAUGUGCCUUGUUUCUCCGUGGAUGGACCGUGGAAAUAUAAAUGAAUAUUUGAUCCAGAACCCAAGUGUCUGUCGGUUAUUCUUGACAUUAGACAUUGCACAAGGUUUGGUAUACCUUCAUGAGCAGGGUAUUGUCCAUGGAGACAUCAAAGGUGCAAAUAUCCUCGUAACGGAGUCAGGUCGCGCCUGUCUGGCCGAUUUCGGACUUUCCAGAUUUCAGGACGGUGCAGAACUUUCUGGUUCACAGUCCGGAAGCACCAGCUUCUUGGGUGGUACGACUCGCUGGCAGGCUCCCGAACUUUUGGAUCCAAAGGUUGAACAUCCACAACUAACAAAAGAAAGCGACGUUUACGCAUAUGCAUGCGUUCUUUAUGAGAUCUAUGUCGGAAGGGUUCCAUUUUUUGAAUAUAUGAGAGAUGUGACUGUCAUUUAUAAGAUUGGGCAAGGCAAAAAGCCUUCGUGUCCGCCUCCAGAUAGCCAAUCAUUUUCUAUAUGGGGGCUUACAGACCAGCUAUGGAGCUUGAUGGAACAGUGCUGGGAGAAAGAUGCCCAAACCCGGCCUUCUAUCUUCGAGAUCAUGUUGGGAAUUGAAAAUAUAUGCUCAUCGCUCUCGGAUCCGCGUACUACCGACGACUGGGAGGAGCGUUCCGCUUCCCGGUUUCGAAAUUCAAUCUACCGAAGUGAUCGUCUCUCAAUACAUGUUCUGGAGACUGUUUUAUCAUGGGUGAGUUGA